Messenger RNA from Elgaria multicarinata webbii, 2684 nucleotides. It is a transcript of the gene BCL2L12, whose product is annotated as BCL2 like 12. The transcript is spliced from 7 exons. Gene Ontology annotation, biological process: regulation of extrinsic apoptotic signaling pathway. The coding region runs from base 132 to 1244 and encodes 370 amino acids. Lineage: Eukaryota; Metazoa; Chordata; Lepidosauria; Squamata; Anguidae. The record is from RefSeq and is a predicted model, not a curated record.
CGGUGCAAAAGUUUGGCAGGAAAGUUGUGGAGCCGCCGGUGAAAAGUUCUCAGGGGUGAUGAUAGAUGUAAAGCAGAGGAACUGUUCUCCUCUCGUCGUGUGCCAACCUAGACUUGCGAUACUGCAGGCUCAUGUCAAAGAGUCCAGUGCCUCACAGGAGGCAAGUGGAAAAAGAGACGCGGCGGGUGCUGGAAGCAUUCCUGCAAGGGGCACUGAGCAACGGAGAGGCAGGGCCCCCAGGUCAUGUGGGAGGUAGCUACCAUGACCCCGAAAGUUACAUGCACAGGUCCCCAGCUGAACAUGGUCCACAGUGUCCAGCCUGGACCCCAGUUCAUGAGGAAAUUAACCGCGUGGAGGAGAGAAAACAUGGCUUCCGCACCAGCCUCAAGCACCUCCUGCGGCGGCGGCCCAGCCCUCGCAGGCCCAGCCCCUGCGAGCCCUCAGACAGCCUUCCUUCCUCAAAGGACUCAUUGAAGCGGUCCAAGGCAGGGGGAGAGGGAGGGGAGGGGACCCGCCAGAAGCGUGCCUUCUCCUUUAAGAACCUCCUGCGGAAGAAGGGUGCCACCUCAGAGGAGACAGCGGGCCCCGCUACCCCCCGCCAGCGGCCUGACUCUUUGCCUCUUGACACCUGCUACUGUAGAAAACACCCAGCCGAGCAACAGGAGCCCCAGGCAGUCGAUACCAGUGCUGAGGAUGAUGAGUUUUAUACUUUGGUGGCCCAGAAGCUGGAGCACUUCGUGAAACAGCAACAGCGGAUCAGCCCUGUAGCAGCAACAAGAUUGCCUUCAGUAGACCAGAUCAACACGCUUCCCACGGACACUGUAUCCAGUACACCAGUGAAUUUGGAAGAAUUGCAAGGAGGACUGGAUGAGAAACGGAAAGAGCAAAUCCUCCAGAAACUGAUUGCCCUCCUGGAAGAACAGGCUGGAGUCAUCAAUAAGGAGAUUGAGGCAGACCCGUUACUGCGCAGCACCGUCUCCCGCCUGUCGUACCGCAGCUUCUCCCGCAUGGCUGAGGUCUUCACCUCACGGACCCCACCUGGUGUCUCCAGCCCCCAGCUGGCCAAGCUGGCCCUCACCAUGGAGCUCACGCGGAAAGUGGCCGGCAUCAACAGCCACGCAGUCCACACCCUCAUGGGCUACAGCCUGCAGUAUAUGGACAUGUUUGUGCCUUGGCUGCAGCAGCAAGGUGGCUGGGAGAACAUUGUGGCCCAGGAUGAGAUAUUUGACCUGCAGCUCGACUAGCCAUCCUCCCCCAACCCCAACACCAUGUUCUUAUGAAUGUGACACAGGGGAGCACUUUUCUGGGGGGAGCUGAUUCCUGGGGAACUGUUUACAGUCUCCGAGAAAAGUUGCAUCUUUCCUCUCUGCCAGGGUAUAAAGGCCAGUCAAGGAAGAACCUACUCUUCAUGCAACCAUGAGUGGAGUUUGACUUUUACUCAAAUUUCUGGGAUCUAAAGAUCCACACUCACGAAUUCCACAUUUCUGCACUCGGAAUGGAUUGGAGAAAUUGACAGUCUUGCUCUGGUGACGACUUAUUGCAGGUCUGUUCCUGCAGAAUUUCAAGUUUUGGAGGUUUUUUAAUUUGAUGUUUUACUUGGGCAAAGGAGACUUGGGGACUUGUAGAAAAGAGAGGCGAAAGAAGUAAGUAAAGGGAGGGGAAAUGGACUGACAGAUAGCUUUAUAAUCCCACCCUGCUGAUGCUCUUGGAGAGUGCCUUGUUAGAUGAAUUCUGUUUUAUUCUCAGCCUUCCCCAACCUGGUGCCCUCCAGAUGUGUUGAACUACAGCUUUCCUCAUUCCCAGCAAGCAUGGCCAAUGAGAAGAGCUGUACUCCCAAAAACAUCUGGAAGGUACCAGGCUGCUCAACCAUCAUGAGAACAAAAAAUAUAUAUGGAAAAGUUAUUAAAGAGAGCGCGAGAGAAAGAAACAUUAGCUGAGAAUUACAGGAUUCUAUAAACACUAUUAAAAUGUUGCCUUCGCCACAUUCCCACAAACAGUAUGUUUUUGUGUGUGUUUACAUGGAAAUGUGUAACUGAAUUCAGUGCAAUAACUUACUCCCAAGUAAAUGUGCAUGGGUUACAAUCCUCAGGUGGCCUCAAGGACCACUUACUCCCUCAUGAACUUAUCCAGAUGUUGAGAUCUUCCUCAAAGGGCAUUCCUCAGAUCCCCCAUCGUCAGAGUGGAGGUGGGUGAUGACCCAAGAUAAGAGUCUUACCAGUGGUGGCACCCCAUCUUUGGAAUAGCCUCCUGAGAGAGGCUUGCCUGAUGCCUACUUUGUUAUCUUUAGAACACAACGGGAAGACCUUUUUUGUUUGCCCAGGCUUUUUAGAUGUGGUUUGGUUUUACUUGGCUCUGGUUUCAAGAUUUGAUUCUAUUCCACUGUUUUAUAAUUAUUGUUUUUGUGUUUUUAUCUUUUAAACUUUUUGAAUUUGUGAGCCACUUACUUUGGGAAGCUUUACAGGUGGAAGUGCGGGAGAUAUAUAUAUAUAUGUGUGUGUGUGUGUGUGUGUGAUAAAUCCUAUACAAAACUUAUUUGUAUGUCAGUCCUAUUAAACUCAAUGGGACCACCUUCCAAGUAAAUAUGUAUAGGGUGGGUUUUUAAGUCUCUGAAAAUAAUUUAACCCUUCAACUCAGGGGUGUGGGAGUGUUUCUGUGGAAUACCAACAGCUUCUUUGAAGCAUUGA